Molecule: messenger RNA, 2258 nt
Organism: Scleropages formosus (Asian bonytongue)
Lineage: Eukaryota; Metazoa; Chordata; Actinopteri; Osteoglossiformes; Osteoglossidae
Gene: hmgb1b
Product: high mobility group box 1b
Exons: 5
Coding region: 1141-1752 (203 amino acids)
Biological process (GO): regulation of transcription by RNA polymerase II
Cellular component (GO): nucleus
Molecular function (GO): DNA binding
Source: RefSeq, a predicted model, not a curated record
UAGCGAGCUAAACACUGAGGAAAAAAAAAUUACAUAAGGAACAUUUUAGGAAUGUGAAAUUAUAUAUCGCUGUAUAAUAAUGUAAAUGUGAAGCAGGGAGUUUUUUCCGCUCCUUCGUGAACCAGUCAAAACAGGAUAGAUUAGGCUAGAGCUUGAUAAUCUACUAGUACUAGCAAACGACGUGAUUUUUAAAUAAGUAACGUUUGCUAAAAUAAAAACAUACGUCCAUACUGCUUAUAUAAAUAUUUCGACCACAUUACUAAUAAAAUUGCAUUUGCUGUGUCGAGAAAGCGGUGUCAGAUUCAGCGAGUGUAUAAUAUUUUUAACAUUACAUUAUUCAGUUUUAAUAAUUGAAGACACAAUGUGUGAUGGCAUGCAUGGUUCUUAUUGUUUAUGAAUAACAGCUUCCCUAGUAAGAGGGAUUGCGUUGAAAAGUGAGAAGCUAGCUAAGCUAAGUUGUGCUGUGAUAUUCGGUCGCUGAACUGGCCGCUGGGCUUGGACGGUGGACGGGAAUCCUGUCUGACUGAGCCGCUACGACGACGCAACCUGCUCGUAAAUCGGCCAUUAUGUCUCAUAUAAGAUGUAACAUCAUUAAUUUAGUGAUAGAAUUCAUAAGUUCUUUUGUUUUCCCAAGAGGAACCCAUGAAGGAAAUAAUGAAUACGCGAAGACAAUAUUCCUCUCUAAAGCCAGUGUAAUAUGGCUGACUAUUAUCACAGAUAGGAACCGAAUGCUGAGCCAGUACGCAAAUGGCGGAGGCUACGCUAAGCGCGCACUGUCGUCUCGACUUCUAAACUGGCGGCGUGUGUAAGCAGAUAACGAGGCCUACGUCAAAAACGUACUCUCUGUAUAACUUUUAAAGACAGCGCUUGUACGUAGAUGGACCGAUUUAGUUUUCUUACUUUAAAGAGAACCCUAGUACGCAAAUAGCGGAUCCUGCGCUGGUAUAGCAUUUUGAGUUCGUUCAAGAACGAUCACCAGUACGACGAUGACGGAAGCUACGCAGAUAACGCACGCUGGGCUCAACUUUUUGAAAAAGCUUUUUUUUUCCCGAAGAGCACAAAUCUCGAGCGGCGGAAUGGGGAAAAUGUAUACAUUUAUAUAAUCCAGUUUGCUUUCGGUGUGUGAUUGAAGUGGCAAAGAUGGGAAAAGAUCCGAAGAAGCCGAGAGGCAAGAUGUCGUCCUAUGCCUACUUUGUGCAGACUUGCAGGGAGGAGCAUAAGAAGAAACACCCAGAUGCCAGCGUCAACUUCUCAGAGUUCUCUAAGAAGUGCUCUGAGCGAUGGAAGACAAUGUCUGCCAAGGAAAAGGCAAAAUUUGAAGAGUUGGCCAAGCAAGACAAGGUCCGUUAUGAGAGGGAAAUGAAGAACUAUGUCCCACCAAAGGGCGAGAAGAAGAAGCGAACAAAAGAUCCCAAUGCUCCUAAGAGACCCCCAUCUGCAUUCUUCAUAUUCUGUGCUGACCAUCGCCCAAAAAUCAAGAGUGAGAAUCCUGGACUGUCUAUUGGAGACAUAGCAAAGAAGCUGGGAGAGAUGUGGAACAGCACAUCUGCAGAAGACAAGCAGCCAUAUGAGAAGAAGGCAGCUAAACUGAAGGAGAAAUAUGAUAAGGACAUUGCGGCCUACCGUGGCAAAGGCAAGCCAGCUCCUGCCACAGCAACAAAGGCAAAGAAAAAAGAUGACGAUGAGGAUGACGAUGAUGAGGAGGAUGAGGAUGAUGAGGAGGAUGAAGAGGAAGAUGAUGAUGAUGAAUAAAUUCGCUAAGCAUAGAGCCUAGGUUCUUGUUUAAUAUCAUUUGGUCUCCCUUUCCCCUUAUGUACACUCAUUUCUCCAAAUAAGAAAAUGCAAAACAAAGUGUUAGGCUGUGUAUAUCAGAUGUUUUUAAGCUGUACAGGUUUCCCCUCCCCCCCCCCCCCCCCCUCCUUUUUUUGUAAAGUUAACACUACAGAAGUGUCUUAGCCCUACGUUUCUUACUUUAGUGGUAGUUCAUGAACCACUUGGCCGUUGCCUGGCACUGGUUGUGAAACAACAUGCAGGAAUCGGGAUUCCAGUUGAUGCACAGCACAAAAUCUUAUUUUAUGUGGGGUAGUUGUUUGUUUGCAGAUGUAUUUUUGUUUUGUUUUUUAAUAUUCAACUUUUGCCGUAACAUGAGGUCUUUUGCUGUACUUUGAAUACCACUGUAAUUGCAAGAAUAAAAAUGCAGCUGUUUUUGUUGACAUUCUGAAUGCUUCUAAAGUAAAAUCUUUUUGUAAAAAACAAAA